Rhizophagus irregularis DAOM 181602=DAOM 197198 is the source of this 438-nucleotide messenger RNA. The record is from RefSeq and is a predicted model, not a curated record. NCBI's taxonomy places the organism in Eukaryota, Fungi, Glomeromycota, Glomeromycetes, Glomerales, Glomeraceae.
UAUAUGGCUCCUAGACCAGGUUAUGGUAUACCUUUGGGUGGUAUAUCACCAAUGGCAGCCCCAGGUUCAGAAGUAGAAAAAUUGACAACUCUUUUCAUUGGAGGGAUAUCACCGGGAGUAACUGAUGAUUGGAUGGAAAAAAUUCUUAAGACUUGUGGUACAUUAAAAUCUUGGAAGCGAGUUAAAGACCAAUCCGGAAAUCCAAAGGGUUUUGGAUUUGCGGAAUAUGCUGAUGCUGAUAGUGUACUGCGUGCUUUGCGUGUACUUGGUGGUGAAGGUUCGGGUGAUGAUAAAAAAGACAAGGGAGUUGUUCUUCCUGCUUUGGAGGAAGGUGCUAAUGGCAAAAAAUUAAUAGUAAGCAAUCAUUUCUUGAUAAAUUGCUUUUUAAUCCUAAUUCCUCAUCUAAAUAACAUUUUAUCCACAUAUAUUAUAGGUUAA